Spathaspora passalidarum NRRL Y-27907 is the source of this 872-nucleotide messenger RNA. It is a transcript of the gene ASF1, whose product is annotated as nucleosome assembly factor. The record is from RefSeq and is a predicted model, not a curated record. The coding region runs from base 33 to 806 and encodes 257 amino acids. Gene Ontology annotation, molecular function: histone binding. Gene Ontology annotation, cellular component: nucleus. Lineage: Eukaryota; Fungi; Ascomycota; Pichiomycetes; Serinales; Debaryomycetaceae. The transcript has a single exon. Gene Ontology annotation, biological process: nucleosome disassembly; nucleosome assembly; DNA replication-dependent chromatin assembly.
AUAACAAUCAACUACUUAAUCCACCCAACCAGAUGUCAAUCGUAUCUCUUCUUGGUAUAGAAGUCCUCAAUAACCCGGCAAAAUUUACCGACCCGUACGAAUUUGAAAUCACCUUUGAAUGUCUUGAACUGCUCAAGGACGAUUUAGAAUGGAAACUCACUUAUGUUGGUUCAUCCCGUUCGCUUGACCACGAUCAAGAGCUUGAUUCUAUAUUGGUUGGUCCUGUUCCUGUGGGGAUCAACAAGUUUUUAUUCACGGCCGACCCGCCAUCUCCGGAAUUGAUCCCUGCUAGUGAAUUGGUCAGUGUUACCGUUAUCUUGUUGAGUUGUAGCUAUGCCGAUCGUGAGUUUGUAAGAGUAGGAUACUAUGUUAAUAAUGAGUAUGAUACGGAAGAGUUGAGAGAAAAUCCACCGGCCAAGAUUCAAGUGGAGCAUGUCGUGAGAAAUAUAUUGGCUGAAAAACCAAGAGUCACCAGGUUUAAUAUUGUUUGGGAUAACGAAGAUGGUAAUAGUGAACAAUAUCCUCCAGAACAAAAUGUAGAAGAGGAAGACGAAGAAGAGGACGAAGAAGAGGACGAAGAGGAGGACGAAGAGGAAGAGGAAGAAGAAGAAGGUGAAGAGGAUAUUGACGUUGACAUUGAGGGCGAAGAAGAAAUACUGACUCCGGCAGAUGAUCCUCGGGGAGGAAUUAAUGGUGAGGAAGAAGUAGAAGAAGAAGAAGACAUAGAUCUUGAAGUCGAAGAAGAACCUGAAGGUGAGCAAGAAGAUGCGGAGGAAGACGAAGCUAAUACUCCGCGUGAUAAAUAGAAUUUUAUAGUUUCUCCAAAAUAACCCUUUGUGUAUUAAUAUCUAUCUAAUAGACCUUCAUUAUGU